This is a messenger RNA of Suncus etruscus (white-toothed pygmy shrew), 6258 nucleotides long. RefSeq names its product dedicator of cytokinesis 9 (gene DOCK9). Gene Ontology annotation, biological process: positive regulation of GTPase activity; small GTPase-mediated signal transduction. NCBI's taxonomy places the organism in Eukaryota, Metazoa, Chordata, Mammalia, Eulipotyphla, Soricidae. The record is from RefSeq and is a predicted model, not a curated record. Gene Ontology annotation, molecular function: guanyl-nucleotide exchange factor activity.
AUGUCGCAGCCGCCGCCUCUGCUCCCCGGCUCGGCCGAGACUCGCAAGUUCACGCGGGCGCUGAGCAAGCCGGGCACGGCGGCCGAGCUGCGGCAGAGCGUGUCGGAGGUGGUGCGGGGCUCGGUGCUGCUGGCCAAACCCAAGCUGAUAGAGCCACUGGACUACGAGAAUGUCAUCGUGCAGAAGAAGACACAGAUCCUCAAUGACUGCAGGCGGGAGAUGCUCCUCUUUCCCUAUGAUGACUUCCAGACAGCCAUUCUCCGACGGCAGGGGCGGUACGUGUGCUCCACAGUGCCUGCCAGCGCCCAGGAGGAAGCGCAGAGCUUGUUCGUGACUGAGUGCAUCAAAACGUACAACUCUGACUGGCACCUCGUGAGCUACAAAUUUGAAGAUUAUUCCGGAGAGUUCCGGCAGCUUCCAAACAAAGCGGUCAAGUUGGAUAAGCUUCCAGUGCACGUCUAUGAAGUUGACGAGGAGGUGGACAAAGAUGAGGAUGCCGCCUCCCUCGGCUUCAGAAGGGGGGACUCACCAAGCACGGGAUGGCUGAACAAAGGCAACAUGAACAGCGCCAUCAGCGUCACCAUGCGGUCAUUUAAGAGCUUUUUCCACCUGAUUCAACUUGGGGAUGGCUCGUACAACCUGAAUUUUUACAAAGAUGAGAAGAUCUCCAAAGAGCCCAAAGGAUCCAUUUUCCUGGACUCAUGCAUGGGUGUAAUUCCGAACAACAAGGUCCGGCGCUUUGCCUUUGAGCUCCGGAUGCAGGACAAAAGCGGCUACCUGUUGGCGGCAGACAGUGAGGCAGAGAUGGAGGAGUGGAUCUCGGUCCUCAACAAGAUCCUGCAGCUCAACUUCGAGGGCCGCCAUGCAAGAAAAAGCGAAACGGAGAGUGUUCAUGAAGAUGAUGACCAGAGCAAACUGGAAGGUCCAGGUUCUGGUUUAGACAGCUUCCUGCCUGAGCUCGCCAAGAGUACCAGGGAAGCGGAAAUCAAGCUGAAAAGCGAGAGUCGAGUCAAACUCUUCUACUUGGGACCCAGAACCCAGCUUGACUUCACACCAGCUGAGCCUGAAGUGACCGUUGAAGAGAAAUUUGGGAAACGGAUUCUCGUCAGGUGCAACGACCUGUCCUUCAACUUGCAGUGCUGUGUUGCCGAGAAUGAAGAAGGCCCCUACGACCAAUGUAAUCCUUUCUUCGUCACUCUCUCCCUCUUUGACAUCAAGGACAACCGGAAGAUUUCUGCUGACUUCCACGUGGACCUGAACCAUUUCUCAGUGAGGCAGAUGCUGGCAGCCACCCCCGUGGGCUGGCAAACGGUGGUGGGGAGAGCCCCCCCUGCCCUGCGAGGUCUCCUUCCUGAGGCAGCAAUGCAGUACCCAAAGCAGGGCAUAUUUUCCGUCACAUGUCCUCACCCUGACAUCUUUCUUGUGGCACGCAUUGAGAAGGUGCUUCAGGGGAGCAUCACCCAUGGUGCUGAGCCAUACAUGAAAAGCUCAGACUCUUCUAAGGUGGCCCAGAAGGUGCUGAAGAACGCCAAGCAGCAUGCCAAAGGCUCGGCCAGUUACAGAAUGCCCUUUGCUUUCUGUUUCAGGCCCCUGUUUAAGGAUGCCUCUGGAAACCUUGACAAAAAUGCCCGAUUCUCUGCCCUCUACAAGCAAGACAGCAAUAAGCUCUCCAACGAUGACAUGCUCAAAUUCCUGGCGGACUUCCGGAAACCCGAGAAGAUGGCUAAAUUCCCCGUCAUCCUGGGCAACCUGGAUGUCACCAUUGACAGCGUUUCCUCAGACUUCCCUCAUUACAUCAACUCCUCAUACAUCCCCACGAAGCAGUUUGAGGCAUGUGCUAACACGCCGAUCACUUUUGAAGUGGAGGAAUUCGUGCCCUGCAUUCCAAAGCACACGCAGCCUUACGCCAUCUACAACAAUCACCUCUACGUUUAUCCCAAGAGCUUGAAGUAUGACAGCCAGAAAUCUUUCGCCAAGGCCCGGAACAUUGCAAUCUGCAUUGAGUUCAAAGAUUCCGAUGAGGAAGAUGCACAGCCUCUGAAGUGUAUUUAUGGCAGACCUGGGGGACCUGUGUUCACAAGAAGCGCCCUCGCUGCAGUGUUACAUCAUCACCAAAUCCCCGAAUUUUACGAUGAGAUUAAAAUAGAACUGCCAGCCCAGCUGCAUGAAAAGCAUCACCUGUUGUUCACAUUCUUUCAUGUCAGCUGCGAUAAUUCAAACAAAGGCAGCACCAAGAAGAAGGAUGUUGUUGAAACUCAAGUUGGAUAUUCUUGGCUUCCUCUCCUGAAAGACGGGCGGGUGGUGACCAACGAGCAGCACGUUCCCGUCUCCGCCACCCCCGCUGGCUACCUUGGCUACCAGGAGCUCGGAAUGGGCAGGCACUGUGGUCCGGAGAUUAAGUGGGUAGAUGGAAGCAAGCCACUGCUAAAGGUGUCGACUCACCUGGUCUCCACCGUGUAUACUCAGGAUCAGCAUUUGCAUAAUUUUUUCCAAUACUGUCAGAAAACUGAAUCGGGAGCCCAAGCCCUAGGGAAUGAGCUCGUCAAAUAUCUUAAGAGUCUGCACGCCAUGGAGGGUCAUGUGAUGAUCGCCUUCCUGCCCACCAUCCUCAACAAGCUCUUCCGAGUCCUCACCAGGGUCCCCAAGGAGGAAGUGGCAGUCAACGUGACUCGGGUCAUCAUUCACGUGGUGGCUCAGUGCCAUGAGGAAGGACUGGAGAGCCACUUGAGGACCUAUGUUAAGUAUGCUUAUAAAGCAGAGCCUUACGUGGCUUCUGAAUAUAAGACGGUGCAUGAAGAACUGAGCAAGUCCAUGACGGCCAUUCUCAAGCCUUCCGCCGACUUCCUCACCAGCAACAAACUACUCAAGUAUUCCUGGUUUUUCUUUGAGGUUUUGAUCAAAUCUAUGGCCCAGCACUUGAUAGAGAACGGCAAAGUCAAGGUUCUGCGCAACCAGAGAUUUCCCGCCUCCUACCACCAUGCCGUGGAGACUGUCGUGAACAUGCUGAUGCCUCAUAUUACUCAGAAAUUCCGUGACAACCCCGAGGCAUCGAAGAACGCGAAUCACAGCCUGGCCAUGUUCAUCAAGAGAUGUUUCACGUUCAUGGACAGAGGCUUCAUCUUCAAACAAAUCAACAAUUACAUCAGCUGCUUUGCUCCUGGAGACCCUAAGACCCUCUUUGAAUAUAAGUUUGAAUUUCUCCGGGUGGUAUGUGACCACGAACACUAUAUUCCUUUGAACUUACCGAUGCCAUUUGGAAAAGGCCGAAUUCAGAGAUACCAAGACCUGCAGCUUGACUACGCCCUGACUGAUGAGUUCUGCCGCAACCAUUUCCUGGUGGGGCUGCUGCUGCGGGAGGUGGGUGCAGCCCUGCGGGAGUCCCGGGACGUGCGCCUCAUUGCCAUCGGUGUGCUCAAGGGCCUGCUCAUCAAGCACUCGUUCGACGACAGAUACGCCUCUCGGAGCCACCAGGCGCGGAUCGCCACACUCUACCUGCCCCUGUUCGGCCUGCUGAUAGAGAACGUGCAGCGCAUCAACGUGAGAGACGUGUCCCCCUUCCCUGGGAACCCAGGCAGUAUGGUAAAGGAAGAGGCUCUGGGCUCACCUGCGGUAAACCCCCUCAUGACACCACAGAAGUUUGGAGGCACUCUGGACCCCACCCUCCACAAAGACCUGUUCGGAGCCAUCUCGGGCAUCGCUUCUCCAUACACGACGUCCACCCCAAAUAUUAACAGCGUGAGGAACGCAGACUCCAGAGGCUCUCUCAUCAGCACAGACUCGGGGAGCAGCCUUCCAGAAAGGAGCAGCGAGAAAAGCAACUCCUUGGAUAAGCACCAACAAGGGGGCACUCUGGGAAAUUCCGUGGUGCGCUGUGACAAGCUGGACCAGUCUGAGAUCAAGAGCCUGCUGAUGUGUUUCCUCUACAUCUUAAAGAGCAUGUCUGAUGAUGCUCUGUUUACCUACUGGAACAAAGCUUCGACCUCCGAGCUCAUGGAUUUCUUUACCAUCUCCGAAGUGUGCCUGCACCAGUUCCAGUACAUGGGGAGGCGCUACAUCGCCAGAACAGGAAUGGUGCAUGCCAGAUUGCAGCCGCUCGGCAGCCUGGAUAACUCUCUCACUUUUAACCACAGCUACGGGCACUCGGAUGCUGAUGCCCUGCACCAGUCCUUUCUGGAAGCCAACAUUGCCACCGAGGUGUGUCUCACAGCCCUGAACACGCUCUCGCUCUUCACACUGGCCUUCAAGAACCAGCUCCUGGUGGACCACGGGCACAACCCGCUCAUGAAAAAAGUCUUCGAUGUCUACCUGUGCUUCCUGCAGAAGAACCAGUCGGAGAUGGCCCUGAAGCACGUCUUCACCGCCCUGCGCUCACUCAUCUACAAGUUCCCCUCUACCUUCUACGAGGGGCGCGCCGACAUGUGCUCGGCCCUGUGCUACGAGACCCUCAAAUGCUGCAACUCCAAGCUGAGCUCCAUCCGCACCGAGGCCUCGCAGCUCCUCUACUUCCUCAUGCGAAACAACUUCGACUACACGGGCAAGAAGUCCUUCGUGCGCACACACCUGCAGGUGAUUAUCUCCGUGAGCCAGCUGAUAGCGGACGUGGUGGGCAUCGGGGGCACUCGCUUCCAGCAGUCCUUGUCCAUCAUCAACAACUGUGCCAACAGUGACCGGCUCAUCAAGCACACCAGCUUCUCUUCGGAUGUCAAGGACCUAACCAAGCGGAUUCGCACAGUCCUCAUGGCCACGGCGCAGAUGAAGGAACACGAGAAUGAUCCUGAGAUGCUAGUGGACCUGCAGUACAGCCUGGCCAAGUCCUAUGCCAGCACCCCCGAGCUCCGCAAGACCUGGCUGGACAGCAUGGCCCGGAUCCACGUCAAAAAUGGGGACCUCUCCGAGGCAGCUAUGUGCUAUGUGCACGUCACAGCUCUUGUGGCAGAAUAUCUCAUGCGCAAAGGUCUGUGCAGACAGGGGUGCUCAGCGUUCAGAGUCAUCACCCCCAACAUUGACGAGGAGGCGUCCAUGAUGGAGGAUGUAGGCAUGCAGGAUGUGCACUUCAAUGAGGAAGUGCUGGUGGAGCUCCUGGAACAGUGUGCUGACGGGCUGUGGAAGGCUGAGCGCUAUGAACUCAUUGCUGACAUCUACAAACUCAUCAUCCCUAUCUAUGAGAAGCGCCGGGACUUUGAGAGACUCGCCCACCUCUACGACACCCUGCACCAGGCUUACAGCAAAGUGACUGAAGUCAUGCACUCGGGCCGACGGCUCCUGGGCACCUACUUCCGAGUGGCCUUCUUUGGACAGCAAUACCAGUUUACAGACAGUGAAACAGAUGUGGAGGGAUUCUUUGAAGAUGAAGAUGGGAAGGAGUAUAUUUACAAAGAACCUAAGCUCACACCAUUGUCGGAAAUUUCCCAGCGCCUCCUGAAACUGUACUCAGCUAAGUUUGGGUCCGAAAAUGUCAAGAUGAUUCAGGAUUCUGGCAAGGUCAACCCCAAGGACCUGGAUUCCAAGUACGCCUACAUUCAGGUCACCCAUGUCACACCUUUCUUCGACGAGAAGGAACUGCAGGAAAGGAAAACGGAGUUUGAGAGGUGCCAUAAUGUCCGCCGGUUCAUGUUUGAGCUGCCCUUCACGCAGGGGGGUCGACGGCAGGGAGGCGUCGAGGAGCAGUGUAAACGGAGAACCAUCCUCACAGCGAUCCACUGCUUCCCUUACGUGAAGAAGCGGAUCCCCGUCAUGUACCAGCACCACACGGACCUGAACCCCAUCGAGGUGGCCAUCGAUGAGAUGAGCAAGAAGGUGGCCGAGCUGCGGCAGUUGUGCGCAGCGGCCGACGUGGACAUGAUCAAGCUGCAGCUGAAACUGCAGGGCAGCGUGAGUGUGCAGGUCAAUGCAGGCCCGCUGGCCUACGCCCGGGCUUUCUUAGACGACACAAACACCAAAAGAUAUGCGGACAAUAAGGUGAAGCUACUGAAGGAAGUGUUCAGGCAGUUUGUGGAGGCCUGUGGCCAGGCCUUGGCCAUCAACGAACGUCUGAUCAAGGAAGACCAGCUUGAGUACCAGGAAGAGAUGAAGGCCAACUACCGAGAAAUGGCCAGGGAGCUCUCAGAGAUCAUGCGUGAGCAGGUUCGUGCCCAUGGCAUCCCCGACACACACACACACAAUCUGCCGCUGAGGAGAAGGCAGCCGUGCUCUCCAACUCUGUCCACAUCUUUUAACGCCAUCAGUGGCACCCCGACCAGCACACUGUCCACGGCAUGA